Molecule: messenger RNA, 808 nt
Organism: Drosophila obscura
Lineage: Eukaryota; Metazoa; Arthropoda; Insecta; Diptera; Drosophilidae
Gene: Naa20B
Product: N-alpha-acetyltransferase 20
Exons: 1
Coding region: 136-741 (201 amino acids)
Biological process (GO): N-terminal peptidyl-methionine acetylation
Cellular component (GO): NatB complex
Molecular function (GO): protein-N-terminal amino-acid acetyltransferase activity
Source: RefSeq, a predicted model, not a curated record
AUAUAUAUAUGGCAGUGAAACAAUCAUUGGAUAUAGGAAGAUAUAUUUUCGGUUAAAGUAGUUUUAAAAUAGUCAUAGUGUAUGUGUCAUUAAAUCAGAUCAUUGUGCUACUACUCAGUAUAAAAUCGAGUCGAAAUGACUACACUACGAGAGCUUGUGCCAGCUGAUCUGUUCAAGUUUAAUUCCAUUGUCUUUGAUCCUUUCGUGGAAGGCUACCACACGGACUUUUAUUUACUGAAGAUGAUCCAAAAGCCCAAGCUGUGCCAGGUGGCAGCUGCACCUGAUGGUCGGCUCAUUGGCUUGCUGGUGGGAACACACGGUGCGAGCAAAAACGAAAAAAUAAAAGCUGAAAAUGGCACAGACUUGUGUCCAACAUACGGACACAUUUCUUUGUUGGCGGUGGCCUCUGACUAUCGUCGCCUGGGGCUGGGAACGUGCUUGAUGGGAGUGUUCACGGAGAUUGUGGAGCGCUAUUCAGACUGGUAUGUGGACCUCUUUGUGCGAGAAAGCAAUGUCACGGCCAUCCAGCUAUACAAGUCCCUGGGCUUUGUGAAGUAUCGCUGGCUGCCCUUUUUCUAUAAGAAUGAAAAUGGCUUCGAACUGCGAAUGCCCCUGUCCCGAGAUGUGGAGCGAAAGUCGCUGAAGGGCAUCACAAAGAACAAAUUCUAUUGCCUUUACCAGGUACUAAUUAUGCUAGUCAACGAGUUUCUGAUGUGGCUGAAGGAUCUUGUAUACUGGUAGCAUGAUUAGAAAUUAUAGAAAUGUACCACACACAGAAAAAAAGAACACUAAUAAAACAUUAGCAGAG